Molecule: messenger RNA, 2064 nt
Organism: Eriocheir sinensis (Chinese mitten crab)
Lineage: Eukaryota; Metazoa; Arthropoda; Malacostraca; Decapoda; Varunidae
Exons: 6
Coding region: 106-1005 (299 amino acids)
Molecular function (GO): copper ion binding
Source: RefSeq, a predicted model, not a curated record
CGGCGCCACAGAUCAACCACCCCUGGAGGUCUCACAGCCAGUAUCUAGUAGCAGCAGGCAGAUGUAUUGUUCCUCUGGUUGUAGUCACCUGUGCCCGAGAUACACAUGGCUAUUAUCUACUAUCCUGAUAAGCCUCCCCAAGUGGCUUCUCAGACCCUAGCCCAGGCCAAGUUUGUGCCCAGCCUUGGGUUGCGGUGGAGCGUGGUGGCAGGAACGGCAGCAGGAACACUUAACGUUGGACUCGGGGCCGCCAGCAUGGCACUGGCGGCAAUUUACUAUGACCACUGCCAUCACCAACCCCACUUGCCUAUAGGACUAGCUCUACACGGUGCAGCGCAGGUGGUGGCAGUGUUUGGGCUGGCCCUGCGUGCUGACCUGAAGGCUCACCUCCAGCACAGCUUACAUGAGGCACGGCUGCGGCAGCGAGGCAGGAGGAGGAACAAGCGGUCAUAUCUGUACCGCAGAGAGCAUCGCGUGUACAAGAGCCUCAGCGUGGAGAACCUGCGGGUGAAGACCUUCGGCCUCAUCCCCGAGGAGCGGGCAGUGGCAGGGCGGCAUCGGGCAUGGUGGUGCAUCACAGCACAGGUGUUUGCCGGCCUCAGCGUCUCCCUCCUCCCACCACUCACAACCCUCGGUACAGUGGACAUCUACGCCUUACAACGCCAAGAUUCCCCGUCGUCCUGCCACCCAACACUCCUCACCUUCUGCCAGAUCGUUUACUCUGCCUAUGAUGUCCUUUACCUUGUGGUUUUCCUGGUUUGGUUUUGCUUCACGUCUUGUGAGCCCAUAGUGCGGGGCCACGCUAACCUCCCCGCCACCCCCCGCCCCGCCCCGAGACUCUCCCCAGAGUUUGAGGACAAGUUCAAGCACCCACCAGGUCACUAUCAACUCCAACAGCUUUUCAGAAACACUCCCAACAUCUGUCCUCCACCAUGCACAUCCUUGGGAGUACCAUUAGUGUCUUCACCAUUCAUAAGCAGCUUUACAAUGAGUUUCCUUUCAUAGCAAUCAAAUACAUCUUCUUGCUUGAGAUGAAAUGUUUAUUGUGAUGGUAAGAGCUAAUAUGAUACACUUUCAAGAAGAAGGUAAGGCAAAUUCAUAGAUACCAAGGAUAGUUAGGGUUUGGUUAACAGGAGCUGCCAUGUAUAGACCUACCAGCCACUUGCACUCCUCAUGUACACAAGCUUCUGGAGGAGUUGCAGUGCACACUUACACACACACGUUAGCACUGCUCCCUUUUCCUCUGCAAUAACAGCUGCCAGUUGGUUCAUAGUGCAGCCAGUAAAAACUUUAAUCAUAAUUUCAGAUUUCUUCCAAUUUUGUAUAUGAAGGUAGUAGCAUCAUCAUCAACACAGACCUGACCUUCACUAUGCAGUGCUGUAUUAUGGCAAAUCUAUUAGAGGAGUCAUAAAUUUACCCAAACUUUUCCAGCAAUAUCUUUUUUUCAGUUCCUUCAAGGCUGGGGUUGGGGUGUCCAACUUAGUUUCCCUAUAAAUGUGAAGCUCUUUGGUAAACAAACACCUUGUUUUCCAUUCUCUAAGAUUUCUUUAUAAGGCAGUGAUUUAGGAUUAGAAUAAAUCUAUGGGCAGGCCACCUAAUUAGAAUCACAGGAACUGUGAUCUUUAAUUUUUGUGCAGGCUGGGCAUGGCUGUGCUGGUUAAGGGCUGGAGUGAGUCUUGUCUACAUGUUCCUGGGCCUCCCCAUGCUGGAAAUCGGCACCAUAUACCUGAGCCUCUGUUCUCCCCAUCUUGCUGUGCCAGGCUGGCUCCUUGGUCAAGGUGGGUGUUGUGGCAAUGUCUGUCCUUUCAUUGCCCUUUACUAAGAAAGUGUGUCUGCUGUUGAAACAAUUCAGCUGCAUCCACAUCAUCGUGCAGUGGCUGGUGGGCACUAGUAAAAAGUCUACUAUAAAACACUUCCCGACAGCUAUGAGGAGAAAACUACCAGGCAGCCCCGAGCCCAUGGUAGAGCAAAAUCCCCCACCUUCCAGUGGUUUUGUGCUAUUCUCCUGCAGCUACACUAUGUAGUUACACUAUUCUCAUCUUUCUUCCAUCAGCGGAGUUAUAC